Anthostomella pinea is the source of this 2694-nucleotide messenger RNA. Lineage: Eukaryota; Fungi; Ascomycota; Sordariomycetes; Xylariales; Xylariaceae. The record is from the annotation of a GenBank genome assembly.
AUGCUCUCGAAUCCUCUCCAACGGUUUUCACCGUACCACACGCUACCGUCUAACGCUCUCUUGUCCAACCCUCGUCCACAAGGAGGCCACCUCCACGGCACUGGCUUGGAAGCUUUUGGCCAUGGCUCUCAAUAUGCUCUCCAGCAUCUUCAGCAACACGCAAGCUCUUCGAGCCCAGAGGGUAGCAAAAAUCAGCUAAUACGUCCAGAAUUCGGACUAGGCUGCGAGUAUAUCCGCGAGAGAAAGAAGCGGGGAAAGGCCUCGCGUAAAGACCUUGCCCAACAAGCAGCCGCGCAAGCAGCAACGGCGGCGGGAGAAGGGGGAUCGAAAUCACCAGGUCAGCUCGAUGACAAUGCGUCAUCUACAGAUCAGCAAACAGACGAUCCAUCCUCCGCUAAAUCGGACCAACAUCACCACACAGCAGAAACAGCCUUGACGGAUAUGACAGAGGAGGCUAUGGACCGCAGUGAAAGGACAGGGAGCCUCGACAGCUUGGCCGAGUUAAGCUCUCACCAAGCUCACAUGCCAAGUCACCCGGGGGCCUUGGACAGGGACCAUCUGGAUAGCCCUACCUCAUUAGAUCUGAACGGGUAUGGCAACGUCCAAAAUCCAUUCGACAGUCAAGGUAUGGGCCAUGUGAUGGGCGGGGCCACGCACACGGCCUAUGGUGCUGGUCCGGGCCUUUCAAGCUAUCCCGAUAUUCCGUAUGCCCUCCAGACUCACAGCCCUCCAGACUACUCUGCCAACGCAUCCACGGCAUUCGGUAUGGGUGCCAGCCCGCUCAGUGCAUACCCAAUGGCUGGCGAGCCAACCUCUCCCGGUUGGAUGUCCAUGUCCUCACCGCCGCCACAAUACCAAUCUCACAUCCCCCAAAACAACUACCAUCAGCAACUACGAUACCCUGUACUCAACCCUCUGAUCCCUCACCUCGGAAACAUCAUUCCGGUAUCACUUGCCUGUGACCUGAUCGACUUAUACUUUGCGAGCUCCUCCUCGGCACAUGCUCACCCCAUGUCACCCUAUGUGCUUGGCUUCGUCUUUCGAAAGCGAUCUUUCCUCCACCCCAGCAAGCCCAGGCAGUGCCAGCCAGCCUUGUUGGCUAGCAUGCUUUGGGUAGCGGCACAGACUAGCGAUGCUCCGUUCUUGACGAACAUGCCCUCAGCAAGGGCCAAGAUUUGCCAGAGGUUGCUCGAGCUGACUGUCAGCCUCUUGAAGCCGCUGAUACACACCCCAUCGGGUGAAGCAUCCCCGGUAUCCAGCCCAGUAAUCGACGGCGUGGCCCUAGGGGGCCUGGGCGUGGCUCUGCCCGGCUCGAUGAGUAUGGAGAACUUGAGCGGAGAAUCUGGAGCAUUUGGAGCUGCGGGCACGCUGGACGAUGUAGUAACCUAUAUCCAUUUGGCUAUAGUGGUCUCAGCGAGCGAGUACAAAGGCGCCAGUCUGCGGUGGUGGAACGCGGCGUGGUCGCUUGCCCGCGAGCUGAAGCUAGGCCGCGAACUCCCAGCCAGUGCGCCUCCAAUGUCGCGGGGUGGUAAUGGCAAUGAAGUCGAUGCCGAUGGCGAGGCAGAAGACGAACUUGGCAGCAAUGUGCACGCUGGAGUUAUGGGUGAAGAAGAGCGCGAGGAGCGAAGACGUAUCUGGUGGCUCACCUACAUCGUGGACCGCCACUUGGCGUUAUGCUACAACCGGCCCCUAUUUCUGCUUGAUAUCGAGUGUGAGGGCCUCAUGCAGCCAAUGGACGACACGGAGUGGCAAAACGGCAACUUCAACUCGUAUACGACAGAUCCGGCCUUGUCGGAGCCAUCUGACACGGACGACGGCAAGGUGCGUGGCCCACACUUCGAGUGCAAUGGCCACAGCAUCUUUGGCUACUUCCUGCCCCUGAUGACCAUCCUGGGAGAGAUUGUGGACCUCCACCACGCGCGAAACCACCCACGAUUCGGGGUCGGGUUCCGCGGGGCGAGGGAAUGGGACGACCAGCAAGCCGAAAUCGUGCGGCAUCUCGAAGCCUACGAGCACAGCCUGAACAAGUUCGCGCAGCGCCAUUUCAAUGCCAGCUCGGAGGACAAGAACGAGCAGGCGGCGACGCUAGAGAUGCCGACCGAGCUGGGCGAGUUCCACAUGGGCGACUCGCCCUCGGUGCGGUCGGUGCACACCAACACGUCGCGCAUGACCGAGUCGGACAUCCAGACGCGCAUCGUUCUGUCGUACGGCACGCACGUCAUGCACGUGCUGCACAUCCUGCUGACGGGCAAGUGGGACCCCAUCAACCUGCUCGACGACGCAGACCUGUGGAUCUCGUCGCAGGGGUUCAUCACCGCCACGGGCCACGCCGUGUCCGCCGCCGAGGCCAUCGGCAACAUCCUCGAGUACGACCCGGGCCUCGAGUUCAUGCCCUUCUUCUUCGGCAUCUACCUCCUGCAGGGCUCCUUCCUGCUGCUGCUCAUCGCCGACAAGCUCCAGCUCGAGGCCUCGGCGAGCGUCGUGCGCGCCUGCGAGACUAUCAUCCGGGCCCAUGAGGCGUGUGUCGUCACGCUGAACACCGAGUAUCAGCGUAAUUUCAGCAAGGUCAUGCGCAGCGCUCUCGCCCAGGUCCGCGGCCGCGUGCCCGAGGACCUCGGCGAGCAGCACCAGCGCCGCCGCGAGCUGCUGGCGUUGUACCGAUGGACUGGCGAUGGCACUGGGCUCGCUCUAUGA